AUGUGGAGUUCAACUAUGUGGAAUCCAAAUCCAAGUAUGUGGAAUCCAUAUACGUGGAGUCCAAGAGCUACUUUCAGGUUUGAGAUAGAUAACUUCUCGAAGAUGGAAUCUACCACUACCAUACUACCGUCUCCGACAUUCUUGUGUGGCGGAUGCGAAUGGUAUCUCAACGCAUACGUUUAUCCCCAGGGAGAUAUUUGUGCUGAUAGUCACUUGUCUUUGUCCCUUAACGUUGCAAACCCUAAUUUAUUACAAUCUGGAUGGAAAAGGAGUGCUGAUUUUUACUUCGUUUUGUCGAAUCAACUCGGCAAAGUUCUAUAUAAAACACCAGUUGCACAAGCACGCUACUCGUUUAACGCUAUGACUCCAUCCUCUGUUGAUGGAGAUGUUUCAGAGAAGAAGGAAACUGUGGAAAUCAAUGGUUUUCAGGUUUUGGUUUCUCAGGCUACUCUAGUGUCAAAGCUAUUCGCAGAGCACCCAGACAUUGCAAAAGAUUUCAAACCAAAGAACGAAAUGGUGAAGACAGCAUACAUGAAUGUUCUCCUCAAUCUCCUUGAGACAAUUAACAAGCCUUCAAAGAAUUACUCAGAGACUGAGGUAAGCAAUGCUCAAAGCAAGUUGUGUGAGCUGAUUGAAGUAGGUUUCAAGCUGGACUGGUUGAAGACAAAGGUUGAUGAGGUUUCUUUGGAGAGGAAGAAAACAAAUGAUACUGAUUGUUCUUGGGUCAAACAACUCGAGGAAUGUCUCAAGAAUCUUGAGGUGAUGGAAUUGAGAAAGGUGAAAGCAAAGCUUGAAGAGGUUUUAUUGGCGUUGAAGAAAGCAGAAGAUGCUGAUGAAUCUCGAGGCCAGCAACUCGAGGAACGUAUCAAUAAUCUUGUGCGGAUGGAAUUGAGAAAGGUGAAAGCAAAUCUUGAGGUUUCCUUGGAGAGAAAGAAAUCAGAUGAUGCUGCUGGGUCUCUGUUCCAACAACUCGAGAAACGCGUCAAGAAUCUUGAGCUGAAAGAAACGGGCUUCAAGGUUGAGCAUUUGAAGACAGAGCUUGAUGAUUUGAAGACAGGGCUUAAUGAGGUUUCCUCGGAGAGGACGAAAGAAAACUCUCGGACCGAGCAACUCGACAAACGCGUCAAGUAUCUUGAAUUGUACUUUAUUGAAGACAAAGAUUGCUGA
Molecule: messenger RNA, 1167 nt
Organism: Arabis nemorensis
Lineage: Eukaryota; Viridiplantae; Streptophyta; Magnoliopsida; Brassicales; Brassicaceae
Source: the annotation of a GenBank genome assembly